CAUGGACAACAGGUUUGAGGCAAAUGCAUUUGCGACAUUUUAGAUGAUGGCAUCUGAUAAGCGGUCGUCACUAGUUACCCCAGCCACAAUGUCGUUGUUAAAAAAUCUGAUUUUAAACCUAACCACACAGCUAACCUCACGCCUAACACUAAACCUCAAAUUAAGACCAAAAAGCAACAGCAAUUUUUUUGGGGGAUUUUCACGAUAUUGCAAAUAUCGACUUUGUGGCUGUGGUAACUAGUGGAAACCCCGCUCAACUGAAUGGAUCACAUGAUUUUUCUGCGUGAAAUCUAACCUUACUGACAAGAAACGAUUGUAUAUACACAUAAAGAGCUAUUUAGAAAUUUGUUGGACUUUGAAAUAAUUGUAUUUUCCCUUCUUCCACGAGGAAGCUGCUUUUGGGGGAGUGGAUUGCUGUUGUUGCCCUGCCUUGCGGCCUCACCUUCCUUCCCCCAUCCGCGAGAACAGUGCAUAACUGUGUACAUCAUCUUAGCGUAAUGGCAAAUGAAUCUCUAGAAAAUGAUGGAGGGACCGGUUCGAGAAAUUCAAGAAAUAUACAUUUCACAUCAUCUGUGGAUCUCAGCACGUCCUUGGAAUCGAGUGUUCAGACUCGAAUAUUUAAAAUAAUUGUAAUCGGGGAUUCUAAUGUAGGGAAGACCUGCUUAACCUUCCGCUUCACCGGUGGGAGCUUUCCAGAGAAGACCGAGGCGACAAUCGGUGUGGAUUUCAGGGAGAAAGCAGUGGAAAUAGAGGGCGAAAAAAUAAAGGUGCAGGUGUGGGACACUGCAGGACAGGAACGCUUCAGGAAGAGCAUGGUAGAACACUACUACCGCAAUGUGCACGCUGUCGUUUUCGUUUACGAUGUCACUAAGAUGAACUCAUUCCAGAACCUGAAGACGUGGAUCCAGGAGUGCAACGGGCACCGUGUCUCACCCACUGUGCCUCGGGUACUGGUGGGCAACAAGUGUGACCUGGUUAGUCAGAUACAAGUGCCCUCCAACACUGCCCUCAAGUUUGCAGACGCCCACAACAUGCUGCUGUUUGAGACCUCGGCCAAGGACCCAAAGGAGAGCCAAAACGUGGACUCCAUUUUCAUGUGCCUUGCAUGUCGGCUGAAGGCCCAGAAGUCCCUGCUGUACAGGGAUGUGGAGAGGGAGGACGGAAGGGUUAGGCUUUCACAAGAGACAAAUAUUAAUAAGAGCAUCUGCCCUUGCUGAGGGAAAUACUGUGACUCUCCUCCACUCUGCAAUGAUUCCUCCUCUCCUUUUAAUACUGCUGUGGCUUGAAUGGAAGAAUUGAACAUAAACAACAUAAGAAGAAGAUACUGUUCUAAAGUUAACAUUUCUUGGAGGAAUGUGCGUGCAGUUAUUU
This is a messenger RNA of Oncorhynchus kisutch (coho salmon), 1371 nucleotides long. RefSeq names its product ras-related protein Rab-33A-like. Gene Ontology annotation, molecular function: GTPase activity; GTP binding. The transcript is spliced from 2 exons. Gene Ontology annotation, biological process: Rab protein signal transduction. The record is from RefSeq and is a predicted model, not a curated record. Bases 498 to 1217 code for a protein of 239 amino acids. NCBI's taxonomy places the organism in Eukaryota, Metazoa, Chordata, Actinopteri, Salmoniformes, Salmonidae.